Molecule: messenger RNA, 2948 nt
Organism: Musa acuminata AAA Group (dessert banana)
Lineage: Eukaryota; Viridiplantae; Streptophyta; Magnoliopsida; Zingiberales; Musaceae
Product: pentatricopeptide repeat-containing protein At2g38420, mitochondrial-like
Exons: 3
Coding region: 396-1673 (425 amino acids)
Molecular function (GO): protein binding
Source: RefSeq, a predicted model, not a curated record
UUUCGGACAACCCAAAAUAGGCUUUAUGUUCACAUGUCGCAUAACCAAUUCUUCUCCCCAUAACAUUAGAAGCGCGUGUAUUUGUAUUUCCCAUUUUGCCCUUUCUUUCCCUUUGAAAUGGCAGCGCCUCAUCGUCGUCUGCGACCCUCCACAUAGAUCGAUCCUCGCGCCACCAGCGAAGGGCCGUCACCGCCACCGCCACUAGUUAUUCUUGGGAUGUAUUCUUGUGAUAUCGAGAUGAGAUUUUGAUCAGAUCUUAUCCCAUCUUGGAUUGAUUGUGGAGCAGAUAUCACCAAUAUUGUCUUCAAAUCUUUUAGAGAUCUGUUAUUUCAGGGAGAGAGAGUUCAUGAUUAGUGUAACCAAGAAGCAUCAGCGCAGCCCUUUGGAAGAGGGCAAUGCAUAGUUCUAGUGUAAGAUAUAUACCUUGCGGGUGGGCUGCAUCCCCACACAAAGGCAAAUGGCAGCAAAGAUUUGGUGUGCUUCAAGCAAUACAGACCUUCAAGAAGAAAGUUGCUGAAGAACCAAAUGAUGGAGCCAAUUACCUCUCCAUUUUGAUCGAUUGCUUUCGCAGCUACAAUGCUGAGCCGACCCCAUACGCGUACUCAUUCAUCAUUAGAUAUCUUUUCCAAGGGCAUAUGCUCUCCCAUCUUCCUCCAGUCCUCGAUCAUCUUGAGAAAGCCGAGAGAUUUGAUGUUCCACAGAGAAUCUUUGUCAGUGUCAUCCGGAGCUUUGGCAGGGCAAACCGUCUCCAUGAUGCUGUUGACAUCUUCCGCAGAAUCCCAAAUUUUCGAUGCACCCCCUCCGUGAUCUCUUUAAAUGCAUUGCUCUCUGUUCUUUGUAAGAGCAAGGAAGGCCUUGUUCUGGUCGGAGAUGUGUUGUUGAAGACUCCAGAGAUGAACAUUCGACUUGAGGCAUCUACCUUUCGGAUUCUGAUAAAAGCUCUUUGCAGGAAUGGGAAAUUGAAUUCUGCGAUUGAAAUUCUGAGAAUGAUGUCACUUCAUGAAUGCACCCCUGAUGCUAAAUUGUACUCACUAGUUCUUUGUUCACUUUGUAAACAAGCAGGUUCUGAUCAGGUAGUAGAAUUCUUGGAGGAAAUGCGAAAUGCUGGUUUUUUGCCGAAUGCAUUAGAGUAUAAUAGUGUCAUCGACGUCCUAAUCAGAGAAGGCAAAGCAAAUGAUGCUUAUUCUUUUAUAACUCUGAUGAGAUUGGAGGGGAAAAGACCUGACAUCACCAGCUAUAACAGUAUUCUAGAUGGAUUCAUCUUGGCAAAUGAUUUCCAGAAGGCUGAUGAAUUGUUUGAUGAAAUGCUUUUAAUAGGCCUCUUUCCCAAUUCUGCCACUUACAAUACCUAUAUAAAUGGCCUAUGUAAGCAAGACAAUCUUGAACAAUCUCGUCGAAUGAUUACCUGCAUGGAAAGAGCAGGUUGCAAACCUGACAUAGAGACCUUCAAUGCAUUGUUGGCUGGAUAUGCAAAAGUGGGUGACAUGGCUAAAGCAAAGGAGCUUAUGAAUGAGGCUCUUGAUAAGGGCCUCCAAUGGAAUUCACAUAGUUAUGAAAUCCUGAUUGAUGGUUUCAUAAGCAAAGGUGAGAAGGAAGAAGCACGGCAGCUAUUAAUGGAGAUGAUAAGCAAGGGGUUUACUCCAGUGUCCUCGACUUCUAAUGCUUUGACAUGAAGGUUUUAUCGGAAAGAGCUCCCUUUGUGCAGCAACUAAAAUGCAAAGAGAUGAUCCGCCUCGAUAACUCCUGAUGGUAGUUCAUGUCAAGCUUUACUGGUUGGGCUCAAACUGCACUUUCAGGAACCCUUGUUUGCCUUCGAGGACAUUUUUUCAGAAACAUCAUGCGGAUAACUCCCGAUGCGAAUUCAAACCACCUAGUCUUGCUGGCCAUCGUUCAAAAUUUGAUUGUGCGGUUAAGAAGUUUCCGAUGGAUUACUGAUCGUUGCAGUCCAGAUACUGUUGCUUGUGUGAAGAAUCUAACAUGUUAUUAUUCUUUUAGUUUCAUCACGACAUGAGGCGUACACAUCUCAAGUUAAACAAUUUCUGAAGCUGAACUAGAUGUUAUUUGAGUCUUCAGAAAGUUACCAUGGCUUGAUGAUUGGUUCUUUGAUAGUCUCCAUCACCUGCUGCCACAAGCCUGCCAACAGAUGUGACGAUAACAUGUCUAUAAUCUAAAUAGCUGGGAAUCUUCAGGUCAAUUGAGCAUGUAAGGAGUCCGGGAGGGUUCAAUGUAUGCACCGUUACGGCAAGAAACAAAACGGUUAUCUUCAUGGUGGUGAGGAUCAUUAUCAUCCAAGUCGCAAAGACAAAACCUUUCUUCGAACAGAGGCUCGCUCUCGAUGUUCUGCAGGUAAUACGAUAUGCCAACUCUCGGUCCCCUUCUUUUUAGGAAGAUUUCCCAUAUGAGCCAUGAACAAAGAAAAAGCAACUCAAUGCACGCUCCCACAAGCGUUGUGCUCCAUCGACUAAAACCGACCGACCAGCACGAAACAUCCAGUACUCCCCUCCGGAAAUGAACCCUCAGAAGGCCGUUUGCUGUAAUGUGAUGUACUCAUCAGAUGGAGCAACAGGAAUCUAAACACCAAGCUGAUGCUUGUGGCCACGGAUCUAUCCACCUGUGCCUUCAUGUUGGAUUCCCUGACAGACCAACCAAGACAUCUGAUUCUCUAUGUGGAUUCAUCUGCUUCGGUGCCACACUGCAGAAAAGUUGCCAGGGCUUUAUGCCGUUCCCAUUUCUGUUCACUUCAUCCGGUAGUCAUCUCCCGGCACAUGAUGAGAUUCCUUGCAGGGUGGCCACCGAGCAAAAAGGCUCCGCACUAUCCAUGUCAGAAACAAGAUUGUAUGUCUGUCAUUUCAUCGAACAGUUUAGGUCAAGUUGAACCAGUGAUCUUCUUCUCCAAUUUAAGCACGACAAAGAACAAAAAAAGAUAAUAGUAUUAUUAUAUUCUUUUA